Messenger RNA from Fusarium vanettenii 77-13-4, 1599 nucleotides. RefSeq lists its product as uncharacterized. NCBI's taxonomy places the organism in Eukaryota, Fungi, Ascomycota, Sordariomycetes, Hypocreales, Nectriaceae. The transcript has a single exon. The record is from RefSeq and is a predicted model, not a curated record. Bases 1 to 1599 code for a protein of 532 amino acids.
AUGCCUAGGCCGUCCCCACCAAGUGAUGAAGAGGUCCGAUGCUACUAUGUCGGGCUCCCAGGAAAGCCAAGGCUCGUGGCUAGAUCAAGCUCUGAUUCGUGGACUGGUCCCCAAACAGACCUCGGCUGGACCCGUGGAAAGACCCUGGAUCCCGUUGAUCCGCAACAUCCGAUUGUCGCACUCUGGAAUGAUUCGGCUGGGCGACUGCGACAAGAUUUCUUGGAGGCCCUUGACAGAAUACAAUGGGUCGCGAUUGAUAUUCUACGACUCGGAUACCAGAACGUGAGAGGUACCCUUGACGAGACACCACUCAAUCCGGUAACGGUUCUUGUGUCUGUUGCGCCUAACACCACCACCUGGAACGUAGGCGUCGACGUUGUGUUAAGAUGCCGUGAUAUCUUACGGCAGCACGGGAUCCAUGACGUUGAAGUUGAGAUGAAGGAGUCCAAGAUCUCGCAAUGCAACCUUGGCGCCAAGCCUGUCCAGGAACCACAAAAGCUAACAUCAGGCCCCGUAGCCCAACCCGAGGAGUCGAACGCACUAUUUUCCGAGUUCUUGGGCCUCUCGAUCGCCCCAUUGGAUUCGCCUUACCAUGAAGGUACCAAGGGCCUCUAUCUUCGCAUCCGCGGUACGACAAGGAAGUUGCUCUUGACCUGCCGCCACGUUGCUUUCGCUGGGUCAGACGAUAACAAGGACUUCUUCCACUCCGGUGAUGCCCCAAGGGCCAUAAUUCAACCUGGCACCGGCACGCUUGAGGAAGCCCGUAGGCUUGUGCAGGCCGAUAUUCGACUCUCCGAGCGGGAUAUGGAGACAAAUAGAGACCUUCCUUGGGCGUCAGCGAUACGUGAAUUCGACAAAGCAGCGGCCGAAAAGGUGGCCGGAGAAGCCCUGGAACAGAGGCUGAGUGCCCUUGAGGAACCCUCCAACCGAACCAUUGGUCACGUCCUGUUCUCACCGAAGAUUAGUGAGGGUCGAUCCCCGUCGGGUGAGAAACGUUGCAGAGACUGGGCCUUGGUCGAACUGAACCAAGAGAAGCAUGUAUCAGUCCUGGCAACCUUGACGAACCGAGUUUUCUGCGGCAUGACAGGGAAGAACGACACUUGGAGGGUAACCAAGGCCGAACUCGAGGGGUGCAAUCCAGCACAACACUACAAUCUACAAUUUGACGACCAGACGCACACUGUAGAGCUGAGGGGAACCGUUACUAAGGAUACCGUGGCGACCCUCCCUACGGAAUCAGCAUCGCUGCAAGACCCGGCUUUGGUGGUUGCACUAUACGGCAGCACCACGGGCCUUUCAGUCGGUGUCGCCAACGAGGUCAAGUCUGUUAAGCGGAACCUGAUUGGCGGCACGACCUUCGUGUCCGAGGAGUGGUGCAUUCUUGGCGUCAAAUGGAGAAGCGGCUCUGGCAGAGGGGUGUUCUCUGAGCGGGGCGAUUCAGGAUCCUGUGUGUGGGAUAUGGAUGGCCGAAUUGGCGGUAUGUUGACUGGUGGGCUCGAUGGCGGGAAUGGGAGCUUCGACGUGUCGUAUGCUACCCCAAUCGAGUGGCUACUUCAAGAUAUCCGUGAACAAUCGGGUCUGGAUGUUGAGUUGGCUUGA